AUUGGCCCAACGGUGUAUCACGUGGUCCGGAAGUGAAGGGUCCUGAUGUGUUUCUGGAGUGCAGGAGGGUUCCGAUAAGAUUCUACGGUGUUCGGCUGGAUUUCCUGGUGGAGAAAAUGGACACAUUAAACAAACUGAAGCAGUUUGACGCUUAUCCUAAAACUCUGGAGGAUUUCCGGGUGAAGACGUGGGGAGGAGCGACCGUGACCAUUAUCAGCGGCGUCAUCAUGUUCGUUCUGUUCGUCUCUGAGCUGCAGUACUACCUGACCAAAGAGGUCCACCCGGAGCUCUACGUCGACACGUCGCGAGGAGACAAACUCAAGAUCAACAUUGACGUCAUUUUCCCUCACAUGCCCUGUGCCUAUCUCAGUAUUGACGCCAUGGACGUGGCCGGAGAGCAGCAGCUGGACGUCGAACACAACCUGUUCAAGCAGCGGCUGGACAAAGAGCUGAAACCCGUCACCACCGAGGCAGAAAAACACGAAAUGGGUCAGGCUGAAGACGGGGAAGCGUUCGACCCGAGCACUCUGGACCCGAACCGAUGUGAGAGCUGUUACGGCGCAGAGACCGAUGACCUGAAGUGCUGCAACACCUGUGACGACGUGCGCGAGGCGUACCGGCGGCGCGGCUGGGCCUUUAAGAGCGCCGACACCAUCGAGCAGUGCAAACGCGAAGGCUUCACACAGAAGAUGAUGGAGCAGAAGAACGAGGGCUGCCAGGUUUACGGCUUCCUGGAGGUCAAUAAGGUGGCAGGAAAUUUCCACUUUGCUCCAGGAAAGAGUUUCCAGCAGUCGCAUGUUCACGUGCACGCUGUGGAAAUUCAUGACCUGCAGAGUUUUGGUUUAGACAACAUCAACAUGACCCACCUGAUAAAGCACUUGUCGUUUGGUAAAGAUUACCCCGGCAUCGUAAAUCCGCUGGACGGAACCGACGUCUCGGCGCCGCAAGCAUCGAUGAUGUACCAGUAUUUUGUGAAAAUUGUUCCAACCAUCUACGUAAAAACAGACGGAGAGGUGGUCAAAACGAAUCAGUUUUCCGUCACCAGGCACGAGAAAGUCGCCAACGGUUUAAUAGGAGAUCAGGGUCUGCCGGGCGUCUUUGUUCUCUACGAACUUUCACCCAUGAUGGUCAAAUUUACAGAAAAACACAGGUCACUGACUCACUUCCUGACGGGCGUGUGCGCCAUCAUUGGCGGCGUGUUCACAGUGGCCGGUCUCAUCGACUCGCUCAUCUACCACUCGGCGCGCGCCAUCCAGAAGAAGAUAGAGCUGGGCAAGGCGUCCUAACGACGGCGCCCCCCAGUGGCCGCACAGACCGAGACGCUGAGCACCCAGAGGACUGAAACGGGCGGCGAGGCGGGGGGAGAAACUCGCCUCUUCUCCAUGAACUAGACCUGAAACAAACCGAGAGAGAAAUCCAGAGCGGUGGAGCCGUUUGGAUUUUCCUAUCUGCCGUUCGGAGACGGACAGGCCGCGGGGGCGGAGCAACGGGAGGACGCCGCCACCAGGAGCAAGAAGCCGCUCCAUCGCUACGCUCAGCGUUUGGUAGGAGAGCGAGGAGCAGCAGAGACGAACAUUUUUAAGCUCAGAUAAUUUAUUCCAUCUUCUCUGACUCGCAUGGUUCAGGCUGUGGAGCGACUUUUUCUUCCAUAUCUGCAGCAGAUCUGAUGAAAACAAAGUGAAUCCUUCCAACAGCCGCUCAGUGUUCAGAGAAAACCCAGCAGAGAUCCACCUGCAGCACCGCAAGGUAUUAACAAGGAGAAGAAGAAGAAACUGCUCAUUAAACUACUAAAACAGCGGCUGGUUGUCACUCCUUACCGCACUGCAGAAACACUACAGCUAAGGCAGUUCUGCACUGCAAAAACAUAAAAUCUAACCAAGUAUUUCUGACCUACAGUCAAGUGCAAAUAUCUUCACUUGAAAUAAGACAAAAUUAACUUACAAGUAACUUUUGAGCAAGGUAAAGGAGCUUGUUUUAAGUAAAUAAUUCAUUAAUAUUAAUUUAAAAAUAUCAAUAUUAAGCGUAUUUCCUAGUAGAACUAGGAAAUAUAUCUUUCCUAGUUCCACUGACAGAUUAUUUCACUUGAAAUAAAACAUUUUUUUCAUGUUAUAAAUGAAAUAAUCUGCCAGGAGAUCUAAGACUUUUUAUCAAAAUUUAGGAAUUACUGACUUCAAACAAGCUGGUAUUUCUUGCUUAAAAGUUACUUGUAAGUUAGUUUUGUCUUAUUUCAAGUGAACUAGAAACUAAACCAAAAAUCUUAGUUUAGUAUUUUGCAGUGCAGAACCUCCUUUGAUUUUCAACAAGAAAUUAGAUUAGUUGCUGAAGCUGGUUGGAUGCUGGUUGGAUGCUGGUUGGAUGCUGGUUGUCCAGGUAAACAUCCAUCUGUAUUAAAGUUUCUGGCAGAAAACAGGAAAGGUUCUGCAGCUUCCUGUGGGUUAGACGCCGGGUCAGAUCUGGUGUCGUCUGUACUGGAGGUUCUGAUCCGUUGGACCAGCUGAUCAUUACAGCUGGUUUCACAUGAUGUUUCUGCAGGUUGAUGGUUAGAAUCUGGAUCAGAACUUUGAGCCUGGGUUCAGUCCAGUUUAACCUUAGAGGUUGUGACGUUUUUAUAAAAGCAGAAAUGUGCACUGAAUCGUUGCUUCGUUCUGUAUUUCCUGAUGAUGUGUUAGAACUGGACCGGUUCCGGUCCAGUAUUCCCUCUGUCGCUGUCCCGGUCCUCUCGGAUCCAGACGAUGGUUCAGUUGUCGAUGGUUUGCUGCUGCACGCUUCAACCUUUAGAUCAGGGCUGUGUGUGAGAGAGAGAUGUAUUUAUAUUUCGAAUGUCCACAAAAUGUUUUUAAAGUGACAAAAUAAAUGUUGAAUUAAAGCAGG
Xiphophorus hellerii (green swordtail) is the source of this 2871-nucleotide messenger RNA. It is a transcript of the gene ergic3, whose product is annotated as ERGIC and golgi 3. Gene Ontology annotation, cellular component: COPII-coated ER to Golgi transport vesicle; endoplasmic reticulum; endoplasmic reticulum membrane. The coding region runs from base 117 to 1286 and encodes 389 amino acids. The transcript has 14 exons. The record is from RefSeq and is a predicted model, not a curated record. Lineage: Eukaryota; Metazoa; Chordata; Actinopteri; Cyprinodontiformes; Poeciliidae. Gene Ontology annotation, biological process: endoplasmic reticulum to Golgi vesicle-mediated transport; retrograde vesicle-mediated transport, Golgi to endoplasmic reticulum.